UUUGAAACGAAGUCCAAAAUGGCCUUCAAAUUCAUAAUCUGCACAUCAGCUUUCUUAGUCCAGUCCAUUAUCGCCCAGUCACCUAGCUGCGCCUGCCGCUCUAUCACAAUAUCUGAAAACGUUGGCCCUCUUGCGAUAACCAGCAUCGGCCCCAUCGCGCCCUCCGGCAUCGCCGUCGCCACAGACUUAGGCCUCGCUGGGGACCUGGACCUGUCCGGCGCGCUCCCGUACCUGAGCGCGGUGGCAUUCGAGGGCCAGUUCAACACCAACGGCAAGGCGCCUGUGUCGUACGGCUGCGGGGACUGCGUCGCCAUCACGCAGGAGCUCCGGAACCCGAGUAGCGUGAACGCUGGCCUCUCGUCUGGCUAUAGCACUGGUACAAUUAACACCUGUGGCAGACGUUCUUAAGACAAAAUCCCAGUUUAAUUUAUUAAUAAAUAAUUAG
Molecule: messenger RNA, 445 nt
Organism: Cydia amplana
Lineage: Eukaryota; Metazoa; Arthropoda; Insecta; Lepidoptera; Tortricidae
Product: chorion class CB protein M5H4-like
Exons: 2
Coding region: 19-408 (129 amino acids)
Biological process (GO): chorion-containing eggshell formation; multicellular organism development
Cellular component (GO): egg chorion
Molecular function (GO): structural constituent of egg chorion
Source: RefSeq, a predicted model, not a curated record